AUGGUCGUGGCUACACUCACCACCACUGCCACCUCCAAGGACAGCAGCAGUAGCUCCUCUGCCGCCCCUGUCCGGCCCAAGCGCGGGAGCUUUAUCGCACUCGGAGGGCUCUUACCCAAAGUCGCGACGUCGCGCAAGGAAAAGAGUGCGCCGCCGCUCGAGCCCACAGACAUAGUAUCGUCUGCAACAGCCCAUGCAACGGACGUCGACCAAGCGCGGGAGCUGCCCGACUUCCACACGGAGCGCCGCUCGCUCACGGGCGUCGCCCCCGCAGCGCCGCCGGCCGCUUCGGUCGCGUCGGCGCUCCGCCGCCGCGGGCUGUCGAUCGAGCAGACGGCUACGUCGCUCUACCGCCGCAUGAGCGUGCGCCAGAGCUCAGCGCCCGAGGCCGAAGCGACAAAGACGUCGCUCACGGACAGCAGUUCGGGCAGCUCGUUGUCGCCGCUGGCUGAGCCCGAGCCCAAGAUCCGGCGCGGCAUGUGCGUGGCCACGACCUUUGGCACGGGCACAGUGCUGGACGUGCGGCCCGAGGACGGCUGCUACGUGGUGCAAGUCGUGCCCGAGAGCACUGCGUACGUGCAGGAGGAGGCCAUUGUGCGCGAGAUUAAGAGCGUCGUGGGCGAGCGCGUCAAGACGCGGUGGGGCAUGGCCACUGUCGAGCAGUACUACGUCGAGGAGGACAUGUACAGCAUUGCACUGGACUGGCGCUGGGACGACGAGCACGUGUGGCGCAUGAAGGCCACGACCAAGAAGUUUGACAAGAUCUAUCCCCGGGGCACGCUCAUGCAGCACACGAAGAACCGGCUGUUUGAAGGCUACAGCUCGCUGCGCGAGAGCGUGGUGGGGUCGAAGCUCUUGACGACCACUAAGAGCAUUGCAGCGACCAUGAAGCCUGACGCGCUGGAGCAGAUGGACGGUCUGGGUCAGGCUCGCACGCCCUUUGGCGUGUGUACGGUGGUGGCCGUGCGGCCGGACAAGUUGUUUGUGGUCAAGACUCCUUGUGGGGCUACCGCGUACUUGAGUGCAGACUCGGUGCGUAUGCUCGGACGACGGACGCAGUUUGCCAAUGGAGACCGUGUGGACACGCCGUAUGGACCGGGCCUUGUCGCUCAUUUUCGCGAAGAGGACGAGACGUACGCCGUGGAACUCGAGGCGUCGCUACCUGAUGGACAGUCGCCCGUGCUGUUCAUCAGCGACGUGCAGGCUCAGACCGACUUGGCGCCCGCACCGGCAGCUACGAACACGCGCCUGUCGUCGAUUUUGAACCUCACGCGCACGUCGAUGAUCAAUGCUGGCGAAAGGAUGCGCAGCGCCUCUGUGGCUGGGAACCUCCCCACGCUUCCAGCCAAUUUGCCGGCAUUACCGGGUAGCCUUCCGACGCUUUCGAGUGUCAAGGCCAAAGUGUCGACUAUGACGACGAUGAAGAUGUCUCCGAAGACCAAGUACCACAAGGACGAGCGCGUGCUGACCACAUUUGGGUCUGGGUUUGUGGUGGAAGCCCGUUCGCAGGACAAGACGUACCGCGUGCACUUGCGUCGGCUCAAGAUCUCGGGAUACUUUCACGAGUCUCGUCUGUCGCCGUUCCCGUACGAGCGCGUGACGCACUUUGUCGUCGAUGGUCGGUCAGUGCUGGCGCCGCCCAUUCCGAAGAACGCCAGCAGCUACAAGCGUCGCGCCGUGAUCAGUGCGGCGAUCAAGUCGGCUCGAGAAGGCACGUACGUUGAUCCGUCUGUGCUUCCGAAGGUGACGGAAGAGACCGUCAAGGCACCAGUGGAGGAGGCUAUGGUGGCCGCCGAUGCAGUUGUUGCUGCUGAUACUGCUGCUGCCAUUGCUGCGUCGGUGCCGAUGCCGGUGCCAGUUGCAGAGUAA
Molecule: messenger RNA, 1869 nt
Organism: Hyaloperonospora brassicae
Lineage: Eukaryota; Oomycota; Peronosporomycetes; Peronosporales; Peronosporaceae
Source: the annotation of a GenBank genome assembly